Kickxella alabastrina is the source of this 923-nucleotide messenger RNA. RefSeq lists its product as uncharacterized. The coding region runs from base 245 to 781 and encodes 178 amino acids. NCBI's taxonomy places the organism in Eukaryota, Fungi, Kickxellomycota, Kickxellomycetes, Kickxellales, Kickxellaceae. The transcript has a single exon. The record is from RefSeq and is a predicted model, not a curated record.
CUUCUUCAAGGCUGCAGCUCUCAAGAUGAGCGCUGCUACGCAUCUCCCUGCUGUUGCUGCCUGUGGCCAAGCACUUACCUCAACCCCCAAGUCUCGUGUGCUUGUGCACAAGUAGCGCGUUACUCGCGAGAUCCUCGAGGCUGUGACAUGCAAACUCACUUCAACUCGUGCGUGCCUCGACAGCACCAGCGCCAACCUCACAGACUCCCACGCUGAGGCGGCUAUUCUACACCAUGAACUUGCCAUGGCCUGCACCCAGCUCACUGAUGCUCACUCUGAGCUCGAUUUGUUCCGUGCUGAAGUGGCUUCUCUGCGUGGCAAGCUUGCUUCUUCCAACGCCAAGGUGGAGGUUCUCCAAAGCGACCUGACCUUUUCCCAUGCCAACGAGAAUAUUCUACAUAACGAGCUUGCCUCCUCCCGCGCCAUGGUUGAUGCUAAGAGUCGCGAAAACACCAUUGCGCUUCGCAUGGCAGCUGCCGCUGGCUCUCUUUUUCUUUUGACCUGCACAAGGUUGACCACUCUGCGCGGCACUCUUUCAUUGUCUCGCAAUGAGGCUGUGCAUUUUCGUGCGCGCCUUGAAUUGUCAACUGACAAUGCAAACAAUAUCCUCGAGAUGGUUACUUCCACUCGUACCAAAGUGGUUGGCCUGCGCAAUAAGCGUUCUUCAAAAGACUUAAUGAUCAGCACUCUGCGGGACAAUAUGGACAUAGCUUAUGCACAGGCCAACGCCACUCACAGCAAGGCCGAUAUGUCCUACAACAUAAUUGAAACUCCGCCGUGAACUGAACUUGAUGAAAAACGAGGCGGACAAUAUGCAGACCGACUUUGCCACACCCGGCUUUACGAUUGACACCUUACAGAACAAUCUCAAAUAUUAUCAUACCAAAGCAGCCACUUUAAAGCGCAAUCUCGAAUCUACACGU